AUGGCAUCUGAUACUUUACGUUUCGUCCGCAAAUAUUGGCCCCUUUUCUUGGAAUUCACCAUUACUCUCGUCGCCCAACGCAUUAAAGCAUUUACCCACCGUUUUACAUACCAUCUCCUUCCAACAUGUAAGAACGUCGUCGUCUUGGGCGGGUCAUUUUCUGGCGCCUUCCUCGCUCGCCGACUGGGAGAGUCUCUUCCUUCAGGUUAUAAAGUCAUUUUAAUCGAGAAGAACUCUCAUUUCAACUUCUGCUUCAAUUUUCCCCGGUAUUCUGUCGUACAGGGACAUGAGCAGAACGCCUUCAUUCCAUACGACGGACUAGCUAGCGGUACGCCAGCAGGAAUAUUCGAAAUAAUACGGGACACAGCUACUGGUAUUAGGGACGAAGAGGUCGAAUUGGCCUCGGGGAAACGCAUACCAUUUGCAUAUCUCGCCGUUGCCACAGGGGCGCUUCAGCCUCCACCGGCCAGAUUGCUCUCAAGCGAAAAGAAUGAGGCAUGUGCUGAGCUGAAGGCAUUGCAGGACAGGAUUAUCGGGGGGAAGAAAAUAGGUAUUAUCGGAGGUGGAGCGGUGGGAGUACAACUUGCAGGAGAUAUCAAGAGUUUUUAUCCUGAUAAACAUGUUGUGCUUAUCCAUUCUAGGGAUCAGUUGCUCCCAAGUUUCGGUGUGCGGUUGCAUAAGUAUGUGGUAGAUAAGUUGCAAGAUUUAGGAGUGGAACUGAUGCUGGGGGAACGACCAGCAAUACCUUCGACCGGAGAUGGGACCGGCACAGAUCUAGUCUUCCCGGAUGGGCGAAAGGAGACUUUUGAUGUUAUUGUCCCUUGCAUUGGGCAGAUCCCAAAUUCAUCAAUUCUAGACGGAUUUUCACCAUCAUCUAUCUCACCCCAAACUCGUAGAAUCCUCGUCGAAUCGACACUCCAACUCAGGAAUGGUGAAGACCCGAAAUCAAGAGAGCUGCACAAUGUAUUUGCGCUUGGAGAUGUCGCCGAAACCGACGGCUACAGGAUGGCAAGAUCGGGGGCAAUGCAAGCUGAGGUUGUGCGAGGAAACAUUAUUGCUUUGAUCAAUGAUAAAGAAUUAGAGAAAUACUCACCAAUAGCCGCCGAGGGGGGGUUAAAACUGAGCCUCGGAAAGGAUGAAUAUGUGAUGUAUGUCCAGGAUCCAGAUGGCACUGAUUUCUUAAUUCCAGGAAAGAGCAGCAAAGUGGAUCUAGAAGUAGAGAAAGGGUGGAAAAUGUUUGGGGCAAAAUUCAAGAAAACUUCCGUCUAG
Messenger RNA from Venustampulla echinocandica, 1269 nucleotides. RefSeq names its product FAD protein. Gene Ontology annotation, molecular function: electron-transferring-flavoprotein dehydrogenase activity; flavin adenine dinucleotide binding. Bases 1 to 1269 code for a protein of 422 amino acids. NCBI's taxonomy places the organism in Eukaryota, Fungi, Ascomycota, Leotiomycetes, Helotiales, Pleuroascaceae. The record is from RefSeq and is a predicted model, not a curated record. Gene Ontology annotation, cellular component: cytoplasm. The transcript is spliced from 3 exons.